Messenger RNA from Penicillium verhagenii, 1653 nucleotides. RefSeq names its product aminohydrolase. The record is from RefSeq and is a predicted model, not a curated record. Gene Ontology annotation, molecular function: hydrolase activity, acting on carbon-nitrogen (but not peptide) bonds. Lineage: Eukaryota; Fungi; Ascomycota; Eurotiomycetes; Eurotiales; Aspergillaceae. Gene Ontology annotation, cellular component: cytoplasm. The coding region runs from base 1 to 1653 and encodes 550 amino acids. The transcript has 11 exons.
AUGUCAAAGUUCGACCUGAUUAUCACCAACGGGAAGGUGGUCACCGCCGCCGACAUCAGCACCUACUGUAUUGGAAUCAAGGAUGGAAAAAUACGAGCACAGGCUGAAGAAUUCACGGCCGAUGAGCUAGAAGGAGCCCGAGUCAUAGAUGCCGAAGGUGCCUAUGUGAUGCCCGGUGGCAUCGAUGCUCAUGUCCAUCUCUCCCAAGAUCUGAAGACGGGGCCUAAUGCCCUAGGAGGAGAAUGUGCCGAUAACUUUGAGACUGGUUCAAAAAGCGCUGCGGCGGGCGGGACCACGACAAUCAUCACUUUCGCAACUCAGACUCGUGCGGAAGAAGACAAAAGUCUUAUUCAUGUCGUCGAGGCGUAUAACGCGCGUGCCGAGGCUACUGGUAGCUAUGUUGACUAUGGCUUCCACAUAAUCAUCGUUCGCAACGAUACCGACGUGUUGGAAAAAGAGAUUCCUAUUUUGAUGAACGAUUGGGGCGUUAGCAGCUGCAAAGUUUUCUUGACUUAUGAAACACAGCGCAUGACAGACUCUCAACUAUUGGAUGUGAUGUUUGCAGCCAAGAAGAACUCCAUGACAACGAUGGUUCACGCUGAGAACGGUGAUAUGAUCCAGUGGCUCACUGAUAAGCUGGAGAAGAAAGGAAUGGUUGCACCUUACUACCAUGCUCUGUCGCGACCUCCACUUGUUGAAGGCGAAGCAACAAACCGGGCAAUUGCGCUGGCGCAGCUCAUCCAAAAUCCAAUUCUCUUUGUCCAUGUGGGAUCGGCGCUUGGGGCCAGGAAUGUUCGCCGAGCGCAAACAAUGGGUCUUCCUGUGUAUGCAGAGACAUGCCCUCAGUAUUUCCAUUUAACCUGGGAAGAUCUAAAACGUUUCCAUUCGCCCACUUGCUUUGAAAACAGCAAGAUGAUUUGUUCACCCCCUCCGCCUCCAGAUACAUCGGAUCAAGAGGAACUGUUUGCGUAUGCUCUACUUCUCUCAUCAAAAUCGAGAAACCUCCAGCUAAAGCGUAACAGUGGUCUUGAAAACGGAACUUUUACCAUCUACUCAUCGGACCAUUGUCCAUUUCGAUAUGACGAUCCAAGGGGAAAGCCGGCAGGCGUGCUCGAAGACGCAGCAAGCAUGGAAGGCGAACAUCACUGCACGGGCGAUGAGUUGCAAAGUCUUCUAAAACGCAAACAAGGCUCCUUCAGAUUUAUCCCCAAUGGUAUUCCUGGAGUCGAGACUCGAUUGCCGCUCUUGUAUACUGGAGCACUGGCUACUGGCCGUAUCACUCCCCAGAAAUUCGUGGAGCUAACAUCGACUAAUCCUGCGAAAUUGUACGGUCUUUAUCCUAGAAAGGGUACAAUUAUGCCUGGUUCCGAUGCCGACUUGGUCAUCUGGCACCCAGAAGAUUCUUUUAAGAAUUUCCGUUUGACAAAUUCCAUGCUACACCAUAACGCUGACUAUACGCCCUAUGAAGGAAUGGAAUUUUGCAAUUGGCCUCGGUACACCAUCUUACGAGGUAAGGUUAUCUGGAGCAAUGGUGAGAUUCAAGGCAAACCAAGGGACGGAGCGUAUUUGAAGCGUGGGCCUAGUAAACUAGUCCGAGGAACUCACAAGGAAACUCAAGAUCCCCGUAGUGUUGCAACAUGGCUUUAUGAAUAA